This is a messenger RNA of Sinocyclocheilus grahami, 4071 nucleotides long. It is a transcript of the gene pank1b, whose product is annotated as pantothenate kinase 1b. The record is from RefSeq and is a predicted model, not a curated record. The coding region runs from base 278 to 1621 and encodes 447 amino acids. The transcript is spliced from 7 exons. Lineage: Eukaryota; Metazoa; Chordata; Actinopteri; Cypriniformes; Cyprinidae. Gene Ontology annotation, biological process: coenzyme A biosynthetic process. Gene Ontology annotation, cellular component: cytosol; nucleus. Gene Ontology annotation, molecular function: ATP binding; pantothenate kinase activity.
AUGACGUUUCAACAAGAGGGAGUGAGCAUUUUCCUUAAUGACGUCGCAUAUACCGGCUGUUUGACUCGGAAGCCAUACAAGCGUGUAAAGAAGAAAUGACCGACAGUGACCUCAAAUAAGAUGUUGAAGACCUAUCUUUUGUCUUCAUCGCUUUACAACACAUCAGCAUUAAUGUAGAACUCUGACAAAACAAUUGUACAUUUUGAAGCGCCUUCGAAACGUCGAGUCGUUACGCAUCUGUCUGUCUCCCGAACGUUCAUAUUUGCUUCGUAAAACCAUGGAAAAUGCUGAAACAUCCGAUCAAAACGGAGCGACGCGCUAUGUAAACGGGUUUCACACCCUACAGUCCGAUGACGGGGAGUGUAUUCCAUCUAACGGAGGUGGUCUGGGUGCUAGUGACAGUUGCGGUGGCCAUAAUGGUAUUGAACAUUUCCACCAUCUUCAUCAGGAUGUACACAACAAUGGUUCGCCCGCGAAGCGCUGCAGACUCCGAAGACGCGUGGAUUCGGGAAAGAAGAACAGACCGCCCUUUCCAUGGUUUGGGAUGGAUAUCGGAGGCACUCUGGUAAAGCUGGUUUACUUUGAGCCCAAGGACAUAACUGCUGAAGAAGAACAAGAAGAAGUGGAGAGCCUGAAGAGCAUCCGCCGCUAUCUGACCUCCAACGUGGCCUAUGGAAACACGGGUAUCCGUGACGUUCACCUGGAGUUGAAGAACCUCACCAUGUGUGGCCGGAAAGGCAACCUACACUUUAUUCGGUUCCCCACGCAAGACAUGCACCGCUUCAUCCAAAUGGGCAGAGACAAGAACUUCUCCAGUCUACACACCACACUGUGCGCCACGGGUGGGGGCGCAUACAAGUUUGAGGACGACUUCAGAACGGUGGCUGGUUUGGAGCUCCAGAAGCUGGAUGAACUGGACUGUCUUAUUCAAGGUCUUCUGUAUGUUGACUCAGUCAGGUUCAAUGACCAUCCCGGGUGUUAUUUUUUCCAAAAUCCUUCCGAGCCUGAAAACUGUGUCAAGAGGCCAUUUAGCCUGGAGAACCCCUUCCCUAUGUUGCUGGUAAACAUUGGCUCGGGGGUUAGCAUCCUGGCUGUCUACUCCAAGGAUGAUUACAAGCGAGUCACAGGCACCAGUUUAGGAGGUGGUACGUUUCUAGGCCUGUGUUGUUUGCUGACUGGCUGUGAGACAUUUGAGGAGGCUUUAGAGAUGGCAGCUAAAGGGGACAGCACAAAUGUGGACAAACUAGUGAAGGACAUUUAUGGAGGUGAUUAUGAGCGCUUCGGUCUCCAGGGUUCUGCCGUUGCAUCCAGUUUUGGUCAUAUGAUGAGCAAGGAGAAACGUGAUAGUAUAAGUAAAGAGGACCUGGCCAGGGCCACUCUUGUGACCAUCACAAACAACAUUGGUUCCAUCGCCCGCAUGUGUGCAGUGAAUGAGAAUAUCGAUAGAGUGGUUUUUGUUGGGAAUUUCCUUCGGAUCAACACCGUAUCAACUAAGCUGCUAGCCUAUGCCAUGGACUUCUGGUCUAACGGACAACUGAAAGCCCUUUUCUUAGAACAUGAAGGUUAUUUUGGAGCUGUUGGUGCCUUCCUAGAGUUACUGAAGAUGACUGAAGACUCCUGAGACACUGAGGAAAACCCAACCUUCAAACCAGAAGCUGCUGUAAGAUUUCAGGAAAGCCACAUCCCCUAAUAAGGAAAAGCCAUUUAAUAAUGUGACGAGUUUCCAUUUCUCUUCAAAUCAUCUACAUGUUGGCCCUUCUAUGCUCGUGACAGGAGCAGAUGUUCAAGAGGUUGUGAUGCAACAGCGCACCAUUUUCAGUGUGUGAUGAGCUUCACCUCAUGCCAACUGUUUCUAGUUGCCAUAAACCCAGCACAGAUUUGCCUUUGCCGUGUAUUGAUGAUUUGAGUGGAAGAUGAUUUAGGAUACUAAUGCUUGUAUACUCUCUCUACUCCCUGUUUGUGAGCUUUAUGAAAACAGUCGUAACAUAUGAAAAGGGUUUGGAGUAUUAUGUGUAUUAGUGGAACAGCCUGCUGUAUAAAAACAACCUUCCCCAAUCCUCUCUGAACAAAUCAUGCUUUGAACCACAAAUCAGAUUUAUAUUUACGCAUAGAUAAGCGGUCUGUAAGAACAGUCCAUUUACGCGGGACUUUUCUCUCCCAGUUCCAGUCGCAUACAAGCAUUUAUAAUAUCUGUAUUACGUUAAAAAUGCUAAGUUGUAUUAUUAAUCGUAAAGUCGUCUUGGACACUAAAGCGCGAGUCCAAAUUCAUUCAUUUUUUUUUAUAACAAUACAUCAAAUACCAUUUGAAUUUCAGUACUUUUCAAUUAGAUCAGUCUUUUAUUUGAACACUUUUACAGAAUUAGCGAAAUGUUGUCAGGUAGACCUGUUUUAUCUACACUGGGCCUGAUUAGUGGAUGAUUAGUGGAUUGCUGGCAUGAGUAGCUAUAGUUUCUAAGAUAUCUUUACCUCCUUUUAACUGUCCUGUGUAAUGAACAGUGAACAUAUGCACCUGAGCUGACACUGAUUGUGUCCAAAUUGUCUACAUUGACUGGAAAACAGUAUCUUCAUCAGAUGGAGAAUUCUCAUAGUUCACUACAUAUAGUUUAGUAAGUCCUUUCUUAUGGUGAUAAUGAUUUUUAUUCGGUUUUGCAGUCCCAAAUGCUGAGAUUUCUCUGAUCUGAAUGUGUUAACAGUUUACCCUGUGUAUAUACACUGUAGUGUGUACUGUUUUGUUGUUUUGUUUUUAUUUAAUUUAACAUUUGCACAAACCAUCUCUUGUCAUAUUCAUGCCAUUAUGCAGUGAUGUCUUAAAUUUAGUUUGAGACUGCUAACCAAGACAUAUAUUUACUGUCAAACCUCCUCGCAGAUGCCUUUAUCCUUUCAACAUUUUCAUCUUAAACAUCAUCUAAUACUGAACAUAUUUUGCCUUUUUUUCCCCCUCAUGUAUCAACAUGAGAAUCUCUAAUUAUAUGCCUAAACACCUUUUAACUCUCUGUAUUAAUGCUGGACAGCUAGGUCUGACUGUGCACACUCCAGGUUGUUGUUCAGAACCAGAUGUAUGUUAAAAUGUGCUCCUAAAGCUGGAAUAAGAAAUUCCAAAAAAGUUAUUCCAGUCACUAUAAUCUGUCUAAAUAUGUAAAUCAGAAACAUAAGCCUUUCUAAGAGAAAAUGUAUCGCUUUUCCCUCCCUUUGAGCCACAGCAUGACACCAGUUACAUUUCUGCCAAUUAAAUUUUCUCAUUUUGCCUUGACACUGUAAAUAUGAACUAAAAAGGCAUUCAAUACUUUCUUUUUAACAGCACUGAGAAAAUAAACCGGUUUCAAGCUUGUUUUUUUUUUUUUUUGCUGAUCAUCGUGAAUGCAAGCAAGACCAAAACUCCUAAAAGGAAGUAAUAAGAGGAAUAAUAUCUUAAUGCAAUUUCUAUUAGACGAUUCUGUCUUUUGUGUCAAAAAUAAUCUUCUAUUGUGAGUGUACUGAACCUACUACAUGUUCAUCAGGUACUGUAACUCAACAACAGGCCUGUGCUGACAUUAAUGUGUCUUUUAGCUGCUGGUAACAUCUGUAACAGCACAUUAAGCACACUGCCUCUACUUCUUUUCCUUCUGUCUGUUGAUUCAUGCUUUACUUUUUCUGCUCAGUCCUUAGAAUUGCCUUAUGCAGUGGGGUGCCAUUUUGUCUUUGGAUGUCACUCUGGAUUAUGCACAAUGGCAUCCCAACAUCUCUCUGAGCCACAAAAGUAACUUCCAAGUGUUACGGGGUGCCUUUUACAGAUAGAGACAAGGCUUUAUCUCUGUAUCCUCUGUAUUGUUGCUAAUGCUAAAUCCAGAUGUCACUGUAUACAGUAAACAGUAUAUUUGAGGUGUUUUCUUUUUCUUUUUGGGGGGUAUUGCUUUACCUGUAUUCCACAGCAGACUGAAUGCAUGUCGGUACAUUGUGUUUUUACUGAGCCAAUGCAAAGCAUGUAAGCAAUUUCUGAACAGGUGUGUCAUUUCCUUAAGGUGAUGAUAUACGGGGCAACUUUUUGAGCAAUGUUGCUGGUCAAUGUUACCAUCAACGGGCAACCAGGUAUCC